Messenger RNA from Ilex paraguariensis (yerba mate), 320 nucleotides. The record is from the annotation of a GenBank genome assembly. Lineage: Eukaryota; Viridiplantae; Streptophyta; Magnoliopsida; Aquifoliales; Aquifoliaceae.
GUUUCAAGUGCCACAGCUACCUUUGCAAUGAUGUUCUCCUCAUCAAUGUCUGUCAUAGAAUAUUACCUUCUAAAACGUUUCCAGUUCCUUAUGCUCUCUACCUUAUUGUUGUGGCAACAAUUGCUGCUUUUGUUGGGCAACAUGCUGUGAGAAAACUGAUCAAUUUAUUGGGAAGGGCAUCUCUAAUCAUCUUCAUUCUGGCCUUCACGAUCUUUGUUAGUGCAAUCUCCCUAGGUGGAGUUGGCAUUUCAAAUAUGAUUGGGAAGAUUGAGCGGCAUGAAUACAUGGGUUUUGAGAACCUCUGCAAGUAUGAGGCUUGA